UCUCCCCAUUGCAGCGUGCAGCAAGGUCAUCCGCCCGAUCGGCAUUCGAACAGCAUCUAGCCCAUUCACCUGCAGACCAGGGAAUUUUCACCCCGUGGUGGGCAGUUAGUUUGCUUUUGUUACAAAAGGAACAAAUAAUAAAGGUAUUUGUAUAGCGGGGCAGUGACGGCCGGAGUCAGUGACGUACUGGUUGCCCACACCCGCUUUUUCUCACCGGCACCUGCGCUGCUCUUCUCCCCCACCCUUUCAAACACAAGUUAUCUCUUUGCCUCUCCUCUUCUCUCCAUUACUCCAUUCUUUCUUCUCCAGCUUUUGUUUUUUAAAAACCUUCUUGUUCAGCUGUUGCUCACCCCGAACAAUUGCUGAACACCCUCCCCCCACAUAAUCCCAUCGCACGAUGGCUCCUCCCCAAGCUCCCGUGCAGCCGCCCAAGAGACGCCGUAUCGGUGUCUUGACCUCUGGUGGCGAUGCUCCCGGUAUGAACGGUGUCGUCCGGGCGGUCGUCCGGAUGGCCAUCCACUCCGACUGUGAGGCCUUCGCCGUCUACGAAGGUUACGAGGGUCUCGUCAAUGGCGGCGACAUGAUCCGUCAGCUUCACUGGGAGGAUGUCCGCGGCUGGUUGUCCCGCGGUGGUACCUUGAUCGGUUCCGCCCGCUGCAUGACCUUCCGUGAGCGCCCCGGUCGUCUGCGCGCUGCCAAGAACAUGGUCCUGCGUGGCAUUGACGCCCUCGUCGUCUGUGGUGGUGAUGGCAGUUUGACUGGUGCCGACCUGUUCCGUUCCGAAUGGCCCGGUCUGUUGAAGGAAUUGGUCGAGACGGGCGAAUUGACCGAAGAGCAGGUCAAGCCAUACCAGAUUCUGAACAUCGUCGGGUUGGUGGGUUCGAUCGAUAACGACAUGUCCGGCACCGACGCUACCAUCGGUUGCUACUCCUCCCUCACUCGUAUUUGUGACGCCGUCGACGAUGUCUUCGAUACUGCCUUUUCCCACCAGCGUGGAUUCGUCAUUGAGGUCAUGGGUCGUCACUGCGGUUGGCUGGCCUUGAUGUCCGCUAUCAGUACCGGUGCCGACUGGCUGUUCGUGCCCGAAAUGCCGCCCAAGGACGGAUGGGAGGAUGACAUGUGUGCUAUCAUCACCAAGAACAGAAAGGAGCGUGGAAAGCGCAGGACGAUCGUCAUCGUCGCCGAAGGUGCCCAGGAUCGCCAUCUCAACAAGAUUUCGAGCUCGAAGAUUAAGGAUAUUCUGACGGAGCGGUUGAACCUGGAUACCCGUGUGACUGUGUUGGGUCACACUCAGAGAGGUGGUGCCGCCUGUGCCUACGACCGCUGGCUGUCCACGUUGCAGGGUGUUGAGGCUGUCCGCGCGGUGCUGGACAUGCAGCCCGGGGCCCCGUCCCCGGUCAUCACCAUCCGCGAGAACAAGAUCCUGCGCAUGCCGUUGAUGGACGCUGUACAGCACACCAAGACGGUCACCAAGCACAUCCAGAACAAGGAGUUCGCCGAAGCUAUGGCCCUCCGUGAUUCGGAAUUCAAGGAGUACCACUACUCAUACAUUAACACCUCCACGCCCGACCACCCGAAGCUGCUCCUCCCAGAGAACAAGAGAAUGCGCAUCGGUAUUAUCCACGUUGGCGCCCCCGCCGGUGGUAUGAACCAGGCUACCCGCGCCGCCGUUGCCUACUGCCUGACUCGCGGCCACACCCCCCUGGCUAUUCACAACGGUUUCCCCGGCCUCUGCCGGCACUAUGAUGACACUCCCAUCUGCUCUGUGCGCGAGGUGGCUUGGCAGGAAUCGGACAGCUGGGUCAACGAGGGUGGUUCGGAUAUCGGUACCAACCGUGGUCUGCCCGGCGAUGACCUCGCGACGACGGCCAAGAGCUUCAAGAAGUUCGGCUUCGACGCGCUGUUCGUGGUGGGUGGAUUCGAGGCGUUCACUGCCGUCAGCCAGCUUCGCCAGGCGCGCGAGAAGUACCCCGAGUUCAAGAUCCCCAUGACCGUGCUGCCGGCGACUAUUUCCAACAACGUGCCGGGCACAGAAUACUCGCUGGGUAGCGACACCUGCCUUAACACACUCAUCGACUUCUGCGACGCCAUCCGCCAGUCGGCCUCGUCUUCUCGUCGCCGUGUGUUCGUCAUCGAGACACAGGGUGGCAAGUCGGGUUACAUCGCCACGACGGCUGGUCUGUCCGUGGGCGCGGUGGCCGUGUACAUUCCCGAGGAGGGCAUCGACAUUAAGAUGCUGGCCCGCGACAUCGACUUCCUGCGUGACAACUUUGCGCGCGACAAGGGAGCGAACCGCGCGGGUAAGAUUAUCCUGCGCAACGAGUGCGCGUCCAGCACGUACACGACGCAGGUGGUGGCCGACAUGAUCAAGGAGGAGGCCAAGGGACGCUUUGAGAGCCGUGCGGCGGUGCCGGGACACUUCCAGCAGGGUGGCAAGCCGUCGCCGAUGGACCGUAUCCGCGCGCUGCGGAUGGCCACCAAGUGUAUGCUGCACCUGGAGAGCUAUGCAGGCAAGUCUGCGGAUGAGAUCGCUGCUGAUGAGUUGUCUGCGUCGGUCAUUGGCAUCAAGGGCUCGCAGGUGUUGUUCUCGCCGAUGGGCGGAGAAAACGGACUGGAAGCGACCGAGACGGAUUGGGCUCGCCGCCGGCCCAAGACGGAGUUCUGGCUGGAGCUGCAGGACACGGUGAACAUUCUGUCUGGCCGGGCGAGUGUGAACAAUGCGACGUGGAGUUGCUACGAGAAUGUUUAGCGCAGUAAGCAGCGAUAAACGCCUAGACAUAGAGUCAGGCUAUGAUGAUGAAAGGUUAUGAGCAUACCGAUUAAGUACAAUACAAAGUAACAUUUGAAUAAUAG
Molecule: messenger RNA, 2853 nt
Organism: Aspergillus vadensis CBS 113365
Lineage: Eukaryota; Fungi; Ascomycota; Eurotiomycetes; Eurotiales; Aspergillaceae
Product: ATP-dependent 6-phosphofructokinase
Exons: 3
Coding region: 398-2749 (783 amino acids)
Biological process (GO): canonical glycolysis; fructose 6-phosphate metabolic process; fructose 1,6-bisphosphate metabolic process
Cellular component (GO): mitochondrion; 6-phosphofructokinase complex; cytoplasm
Molecular function (GO): ATP binding; AMP binding; 6-phosphofructokinase activity
Source: RefSeq, a predicted model, not a curated record